Molecule: messenger RNA, 3767 nt
Organism: Nothoprocta perdicaria
Lineage: Eukaryota; Metazoa; Chordata; Aves; Tinamiformes; Tinamidae
Gene: STK31
Product: serine/threonine kinase 31
Exons: 24
Coding region: 66-2936 (956 amino acids)
Biological process (GO): protein phosphorylation
Molecular function (GO): protein kinase activity; ATP binding
Source: RefSeq, a predicted model, not a curated record
GAGGGUCCCGCCUCGGCCGGCGGCGUCCGGGUAGCGCCGCUCCCGGUGUGGCGGAGACCGCUGCCAUGGAUGGAGACACAGAAUACAACAAAGUCGAAGAUGUCGUUGGCUGCCACGUUGAAGAUGCUGUAACGUUCUGGGCACAGAGUGUCAGUAGGUGUAACGACCUCUUGAAAUUGAGUUGUGCCCUGGCUGAUGUUUGUCCUCGGGCUAAUGCGAUUUUUGGCAAGCCUGAUUUUAAUAAGAUUUAYGGUGGGUGUUUUUCUGAAGAUGGAUGUUGGUACAGAUGUACAGUACAGCAAGUGAUUAAUGAUGAAAAGUGUCAGGUGUUGUACAUUGAUUAUGGAAACUCUGAGGUUCUAAACAGAUCAGAAAUAGUUGAAAUUCCAACAGAUUUGCAAUGUCCAAGUGUUGCCAAGAAGUACAAACUCUGGGGACUGCAGAUCCCAACUGAUCAGAACUUGAACAUGUUUGACCAGGGGAAGAAGUUUUUGGGCAGCCUAGUUUUUGAAAAAGAAAUAAAAAUACGAUACAAAGCCAAACAGGAGGAUGGUACCAUCAUUGUCCAAGCAGAAUACGAGAAAACAGAUAUUGGAGAAGAGGUAGCGAAGACAGGGUUUGCUGAAAAAUUCAAGUCUUCAGUAAGCACCAAAAAUGGGGAAGAGAAGAAAGCAGAUAUCAUACAAAACCAGCCUUGGAAUUUCAAAGUUCCAGUUCCUCUGUGGAUAAACAGAAACGACCGUUCGCUGAGCAGACCAAGAGGGCGCUUUGAGCAAGUAGUUGCAAAUUCAAGGAACGAGAACUUUACUGGAAACCGUAUGUUUCUCUCAAAGGAAAAAAUGUUAUCUUCUGGCUCAGCAUCUGACAACGGUUUGGAAAAACCAAGAAAAGAUCAGGUGCUGGUUGAAGAGAAUGAAAAGCUUAAGGCUGAGAAAGAAGUUCUCAGAAGGGAGAACGAGAGUCUUGUGCAGAUGCAGAAGGAACUAGAACUUCAAGUUGAGCAGCUGAAAUGUGAGCUUCAGAAAGGAACCUCUGCCGUCGUGCACACGAACAAGAAUGCUCGUUUUGGGGAAGACCUCUCUCAAGCUAUAGAAGUGGUUACUGAAGGAUGUCUCGCUGUUCCCUGUUCCUUGGAAAAAUUGCAGAAGACCUGGGUGGAGUAUGACUUGGCUCAAGAGAUGAUUCAGAAGUGCAAAAAUGCGGAUGAAAGAGAUGAAAUGAUUAUGAAGAGAAAUGAGGUGCAGGCCAAUCUAUAUUCUGCAGUGGAAGAAUUAAUUUUGGAAGUGGAUCAGCUGCCCCUCUCCGAGCGCUCCAAAACACUGCAGGCGCUGUCCGUGUCGCUGGAGGUGGCGUACGGCCAGGCUCACGAAGCAGAGGGGGCCGAGCAGGUGUUUGAGCAAUUCUUCAAGUGGCAGCGUGCUAAAACGGAGGAGUUUGUUCGUGUCCGAAAUGAUACAGAUGCUGCUCUGCAGACUCUCACCGACUGGUUCAGUGGCAUCGUAAAGUGUUUUGACCUGAUGGCAGAAGAAUCUUUGAAUAUUGAGGAAGUGGUCGGCAAUGUGGAUGAAGUUCUGAAAAAAGUUGAGCUGGAUAUUUGUAAAGAACUGGAGACUGACUUGGCUGAGCAUGAUGAGGCAGAUGAGAAAAUAAUUACAAGUGCUUACAAUGAAGUUAUACGUAAGAUUCGUCAAGAGCAGCAUCUAAUCACUGUCAUACAGAACAAAUACUCGGACAGUGUUGAGUUCAAAAAGCAGGCGGUGGAAUGGCUGAAUAAAAAACCGAAUACUGACAACUUAAUAUCCAUUAAGAAGACUCUGAAAAAUUUAAAGGCCCAGUUAAGAUGGAAGCUGGUUGAAAAGAGCAACUUUGAGGAAUCUGAUGAUUACAGUGAGCUUGAAAUGACAAGAAUAAAGGAUAAAAUUGCUGAACUGCGAAAUAGUGUUCUUCAAGAAAUAUACAAGGAACAAGAAGAAUAUGAGAAGCUUACGUAUUUGGUGCAGAAAUGGUUCCCCGAGUUGCCACUUCUCUAUCCAGAAGCAGGAAUCCUGAAGUAUAUGAAUUCUGGAGGGCUUCUGACACUUAGCUUGGAGCGAGACCUGUUAGACGUUGAACCCAUGAAAGAACUGAGCACGAAGCGGCCCUUGGUGUGUACAGAAAUUCAAGAUCAGAAGGUGCUUUUGAAGGGAUAUUCUGUAGAUACAAAUUCAGAAACCAAAGUGAUAGAAAGAGUUGCCAAAUAUCACAGAGCUUGGGGUCAGCAGAAGGAGAACUCGGGAUUAUUACAACUGAUGUUUCUUCUUUUCUGCAAGUCUGAUCCUCUGGUGUAUUUAAUGGUCCCAUAUUAUCCAGGGGCAAGUCUGGAAGCRUUACAGUCUGAUGCACCUUUAACAUUAAAAGAAGCGCUAAGAGUGAUGAAAGGAGUGGCCCAGGGUCUAAGCACGUUGCAUGGAGCUGGUAUAGUUCAUGGAUCUCUGCAUGGAAAUAAUGUUUUUGCUGUGAAUCGACAACAAGGGAUUGUUGGAGACUUCGAUUUCACAAAAACAGAGGAGCGCCGCGCCGCCGCGGGCGCCCUGGUCGCCGGCGCGCUCAGCCUGGUCUCGCCGGAGCUGCGGAGGGGGCAGCCGCCGUCUGCGGCCUCCGACAUGUACGCGUUCGGCGGCCUGCUGCUCUGGCUUUGUGCUCAAAACAAGGAGUUUGUCAUAAAGGAAGAUGGAACACCAGAGGUGGAUGUUGUUGAUACGGAUGAUAAAGUUAAAUCCCUUCUCCUGAAUCUGCUGUGCUGUGACAGACUGACAGCUGAGCAGGUCCUGAAGGACGAUUGCUUCCUCUCCAUGGAUGUGUUUCCCGUUUCACCACAGCCGAGUGAAGAACCUGAGCCGYGUGAAGAGCACGAGUCUGAAAAAGUGGAUAAACAGGAAGAGGGUGCAAAUAACUGAGGAAAGUGGGGCGAAUCCUACUGAGUAGAUGAAGAGCAUGUUCAACGGGUGUUCAAGACUUUUGUUUGUUUCUAGCUAUUUUCAAAACUAACUGUCAUAAUCUCACAUCUCCAAAUAUAAAAAUGUUUGAUAAGUAUAGUCAUGCUUUGUGAUUACACAGUGUUCACUGAGUUUUAUUUUAAAUAUGUUUARUUCUAAAUAAAUGUUCAAGGCUAUAACCUGUUGUGUUCAUUCUCACCAGAAAAAUUAACUUCAGUAUUUCUUUAAUUUGUUAUAUUGUUCAUGAUUUUGUUCUUAGUUUGUCAGAUUUUCUUUGUUCAUUCUGUAGACAUUAAUUUGCAGAGAGUCUUGUUAGAUUUGGAAGGCCUUAGGAUGAAGGCUUUGUGACUUGUUUUUGUAUCUAAUUUUCUAUCCCUCUUGCUGUGAUUUCAGAUUAACUGUUCCCAUUAAAAAUAGUAGGAUAUUACUGUUUUGUUGGAAUCUUUCUUGCAUAGCCAGGGCAUUCCUACAGCAAGUACCUUCAAGCCAAUGUGUAUGUGUGUAUUAUCUCUYCUUAAACCUUGCUUCUGCUAGCUUUAAAGUUUUGUUUUUGAUGACUGGGUUUGUCUGAAACACUUGGCCACACUGACAUUGGAAGGGCUUUCCAGYUGUUUUCUUUUCCAGGGCUUGCUGCUCAUCCUCUUGGAGAUUUUUCUUUCUUCAAAAGAAGCGGAUCUGAGUGUGAARUUUCUGUAGGGAUAUAUUUGGCCUCUGGGUGUUGCUCUUGGACAGUACAGUUGACACGCUAGUGUUUUACAGGGGAGUUAUUGAAGUUGAAUAGUGUCAGAUGAA